Malurus melanocephalus (red-backed fairy wren) is the source of this 3818-nucleotide messenger RNA. Its product is annotated as CDK5 regulatory subunit-associated protein 2-like. Gene Ontology annotation, cellular component: microtubule plus-end; mitotic spindle pole; microtubule organizing center. Lineage: Eukaryota; Metazoa; Chordata; Aves; Passeriformes; Maluridae. Gene Ontology annotation, biological process: chromosome segregation; negative regulation of centriole replication; microtubule bundle formation. The record is from RefSeq and is a predicted model, not a curated record. Gene Ontology annotation, molecular function: calmodulin binding; transcription cis-regulatory region binding; protein kinase binding.
AGCGGCUCUGCCAGGCUCGGCAGGAGCCCGGGGGUUUGGCGCAUCCYCGCAAAAGCAUCUUUCAAACGGGAAUACUUUCGGAGCGGGGCUGUGGAGCGGCGGGGAUCACCCCAUCCCCGCUCCCACGCCGUCCCCUCAGGAGCCCCGGCCGCCACACGGGCCCCUUCCCUCACUCAACAUGGCGCCCGGCCGCUCUGACCCCCUUUGCCCGCCCGGCACCCGCCCCGCUCUGCCCUCAGCCAACAUGGCGCCCGCCCGCGCAGCCCUGCCAGCUGCCCUUAUCAAACAUGGCGUCCCAUUCAGUUUCCAUUGUGCCCGCCCUCCGCGCGCGUCCGCAGCGGCUUCAGCGGCUUCACCGCGCUCGACGCAAAGAUGGCGGAAGCGGUUGCGGGCGUUUGAAUUCCAGGGAAGCCGCCAAAUCCGCGCACAAAGGCGCCGGGAGCGGCGGGACCCGCGGGGCCGAGCCAUGGAUUCGCUGCCGGGGGAGGACCUGACGCUGCCGUUCGAGGGCAGCGUCAGCGGCCUCCCGCUGCCGGACAUCUCCCGCGGGGACCCCCGGCCCGACCCGCCCGGCGGACAAGUGUCACCAGAUGUGGCAGAAGACACAGUGUCACCCACUCGAGCUCGGACCAUGAAGGACUAUGAAAAUCAAAUCACUGAUCUGAAAAAAGAAAACUUCAACCUGAAGCUUCGUAUUUAUUUUCUGGAGGARCGAAUGCAGCAGAAGUUUGAUGGUCCCACUGAAGAAAUCUACAAAAUUAACAUUGAGCUAAAAGUUGAGAUAGAAAGUCUGAAGCGUGAACUGCGGGAGAGGGAGAAGCUCCUCAUCAAAGCCUAUAAGGCASUUGAAAGCUUGGCCCAGGGUGGUGAUGCUGAAGUGCAGUGUGGCAAAGAGGCACAGAAGAAGAUGCAGGAGAUGGAGGAAAUGCUGACUGGCMGAGUAAACCUUCUGGAAGAGAAUCUUAAAGCUGCCCAAGAAGAGGUGGAAAAAGCCCUUGCAAUGACAGAGAAGGAGAAAGCUCUGAGGAUUGCUGCUGAGCAGAAACUCGCUUCAAUUAUGAAUGUCCCUGCCAAGGAUGUGGAUAAGGUUACAGAAGCUGAGAAAGACAGACUUAUAGAGCAACUGAAUCUGUCGCUGAAAAGUAAAGAAGCUCUGAUUCAACACCUUGAAAAGGAAAAGUCUCAGAGUGGAUCUUAUGAUGGAAACUUGCCAGCAGAAAAAAUCAGAGAACUUACCAUUGCUUUGAGGCAUGAAAAGGAUUGUGAGAUAGAGGCUCUUAGAAUGGAGUUUAAAAAUGAGAGAAAUUCCUUCGAAAAAAGAAUUCAGUCACUCCAAGAAGAGCUGCAAGAGAGAGAAAAUGAGCUUGCUGUUGAAAAGAAGAAUGGUUUGAAAAGGGAUAAAACUAUCCAAGGACUAACYGUUGCCUUAAAAGCAAAGGAAAAAGAGAAUGAGGAGCUGGGUUCUGAAAUUGAAGAGUUAAAUGCUUCAUUGGCUAAGGCAAGAGAGGCAACUCACAAAGCACAUGUCCAAAAAUUCAAGGGUGCUGCAGAUUAUCAGGCUCUGCUGAUGGAAAAGGAGACCCUGCUGGCAGAGCUGCGCUCCGAGAACCUCACCAAGGACGCUGAGAAUCGCAGGCUGCAGAGAAUCAUCARAGUCACUGGGCAGGAGCUGAGUGAUCUCAAUUUGGAAAGAGAGAAAAUGGAGAAGGAGCUGGAUGAAGCACAAYUGCAGAAGAGUAGAAGUGACAAAACCAUUAAUGACCUUAGAAAUCAACURGAGAAAUUACACGGUGAAAUGACUGAAAAAGAAAAAGCAGUUGAACACCAUUACAAUAUUCUUUUGAGUGAAAGCAAUCAGAAGCUGCAGAGCCAAGAACUUGUUAUCAGGCAGCUGACAGACAGUGUCAAUCACAAGGAUCUGCUGCUUGAGAGAGUUAAUGGAACAGUUAAAGAAAAGGAUGCAGAACUGCAGGAGCUCCAGAAUAAGUACAAGAACCUUCUAAGAGCUAAUGAAGAACUCGAACUGAAAAAUGAGGGCUUAGUAAAGGAGAAAUGUGCUGCACAGUCUCAACAGUCAAUUAUCAAGAUAGUCAGAGAGCUGGAGGAAAAUAAAGAAGCUGAAUAUGAGAAGUUGAUUCUUGCUCUAAGGAAAGAACAGAAUAUUUAUUCUACGCUAGUGAAGACCUUCAAGGAGUCAGAUAGUAUAAAUAGCUUGCAAGUGGAACUGAACAAUAUUUUYAUGUUGAGAAAACAACUGGAGGAAGAUAUUUUAGGUAACAGGAAUCUCCAGAARAUCUUACAAGAUCAGAUUAAGGACAUGAAAAACCACCAAGAUGAAACACUAUCUUUCUGUGGAGAUCAAACAUCUUAUAUGAGUAUCUGUUUAGGAGAACAAGACCAUUUAAGCCUUCAGAUAGACCAUCUGUCUCUGGAAGAACUUAAAAAGAAGGUUUCUGACCUGCUCCUGAUGGUCAAGGAACUGCAGACAAUUAAUCAAGAACUUAAGGCAAGACAGUCUGGAUGUUGUACAAAGGAUUCUCARGGGAAGGAAGCACUGAAGAUAYUAAACCACAGAGAGUGUCUUGAAACAACAGGGGAGCCUGUGAUGCAGCCUGAAGAUGGUGACAAUGACAGGAAGAUGCAGAACAGUCAGUUUUGUGAGAGGGUCAGUCAGGUAUGCCUUCAGGUAUCUUUGGAUUUUCCCUGUGAGGUGGAUAAGCAGAUAACUCCAUCAGGCUAUUCAGAGAGUUUCUGCAAAGACAGACAUUAUAGGAGUCCAAUUAAGCCUCAAUUUGAGCACGAUACAACUGACAAACACUUAGGCAGAACAGGAAUGAGUGAACAUGAAACAGAAGAGAACUUGCUCACAUCUCUUCUAAGAGAAAAUAGAACAUCUGUGCUGGAAUCUACCAGACAAGAACAAAUGAAAAUUGUAAAUGAACUGUUAGAUCAUCUGAACACGACAGAGGAAGAAUGUUCAAGUGAAGAUAUGGAGAAAAAGGAUGAAAAAGAUCUUAGGCAAAUGAUUAUUCAACUAAGAGCUGAACUCAAACAUUUCAAGCAGGUCACUAAAUUCUUAAAGCAGCGAGUAGAAUUGAAAUCAACUUUUGAUGGGGAAGAGAAGCUUUAUCCAGAUGCAGUGCCACAGAUUAAUAAGGAGAUUCAGUUGUUGAAAGUGGAAUUGAAAGAUGCAGCUACACAAACAAUGACUUUAGAGAGUAAUGUCAUGAGAUUCAAACAUGAAGGCAAGAAAGGAGCCUCAGAAGAAAAGUCAAAAUAUUCAAGAUUAAAUGCAGAAGCAGAACAUCAGCAAGAAAAUGUGUAUAAGAAGGGUGAACAGCUUGAAAGCCUUUCUUUUACUAGAACAAAUGAAGCUGUAUCUGCUUUCCUGCCUAAGAAAUCACGUCUGCCUGUGCCCUUAAGAUCCUGCAGACCAUUAGGAAAUGUGCCUUUGAGCUCCUGGGUGCAGAAAYCAGCACCACAGCCUCCUUCCAGGGCACCUUGUGAAAGUCUGAGAGCCUGUGAAGUACAAACSCAACCAUUUCAGGCACAGCCUAAUGGGGAGUUGUUGGAUGAGUCUGGAGCUGAAAACCUUCCAGAGGAGCCUUCCCAGGGAAGCACAGCAGGGAGAGUUAACUCAUUGCUCAACCUGGAUAAUACUGAGACCCAGRUGGAGUUGCAAGGUGUUGAUGCAGGUACAGGGGACAAGAAUGAACACGUGAUGGACAAAAAUCAGCAAAACUAUCAAGAAAUGCAAAAUCAUCAUAGCAUUAGCAAUGGGAAUAUCCCGAGUUCAGUGAAAGAGGUGGAUGAAGAGU